Pelodiscus sinensis (Chinese soft-shelled turtle) is the source of this 1272-nucleotide messenger RNA. Lineage: Eukaryota; Metazoa; Chordata; Testudines; Trionychidae. The record is from RefSeq and is a predicted model, not a curated record.
GGUCCCUGUCAGUGUGCACGUGUCCCCCAGUGUGUGUUCCAGUGUGCGAGCAAGUGUCCAGGUGUGGGCUGUUCCCCUGUCAGUGUGCACGUGUCCCCCAGUGUGUGUUCCAGUGUGCGAGCAAGUGUCCAGGUGUGGGCUGUUCCCCUGUCAGUGUGCACGUGUCCCCCAGUGUGUGUUCCAGUGUGCGAGCAAGUGUCCAGGUGUGGGCUGUUCCCCUGUCAGUGUGCACGUGUCCCCCAGUGUGUGUUCCAGUGUGCGAGCAAGUGUCCAUGUGUGGGCUGUUCCCAUCAGUGUGCAUGUGUCCCCCAGUGUGUGUUCCAGUGUGCGAGCAAGUGUCCAUGUGUGGGCUGUUCCCAUCAGUGUGCACGUGUCCCCCAGUGUGUGUUCCAGUGUGCGAGCAAGUGUCCAUGUGUGGGCUGUUCCCAUCAGUGUGCAUGUGUCCCCCAGUGUGUGUUCCAGUGUGCGAGCAAGUGUCCAGGUGUGGGCUGUUCCCAUCAGUGUGCACGUGUCCCCCAGUGUGUGUUCCAGUGUGCGAGCAAGUGUCCAUGUGUGGGCUGUUCCCAUCAGUGUGCAUGUGUCCCCCAGUGUGUGUUCCAGUGUGCGAGCAAGUGUCCAGGUGUGGGCUGUUCCCGUCAGGGUGCACGUGUCCCCCAGUGUGUGUUCCACUGUGCGAGCAAGUGUCCAGGUGUGGGCUGUUCCCGUCAGGGUGCACGUGUCCCCCAGUGUGUGUUCCACUGUGCGAGCAAGUGUCCAGGUAUGAGCUGUUCCCGUUAGGGUGCACGUGUCCCCCAGUGUGUGUUCACGUGUGUGUGGCCCCGGCCUCCUCCCACCAUGGAGAAGGUGAAGCCAGAACUGGAGGCUUUGAGUGCUGAGGAGCCCAGCCAGGAGGGGCUGCCAGAGGAGCCUCCGGCCCGCCCAGCCUGGAGCAACAAGGCUGAGUACAUUCUGGCCCAGGUUGGCUUCUCCGUGGGACUCGGGAACAUCUGGCGCUUCCCCUACUUGUGCCACCAGAAUGGGGGAGGAGCCUUCCUGCUCCUCUACUUCCUGCUCCUGCUGGUGGUGGGCAUCCCGCUGUUCUUCCUGGAGCUGGCGGCGGGGCAGAGUGUGCGCCAGGGCAGCAUCGGGGUCUGGCAACACCUCAGCCCCCGCUUGGUUGGCAUCGGCUUCGCCAGCUGCGUGGUCUGCGGGUUUGUUUCUCUCUACUACAACGUGAUCAUCGCCUGGAGUAUCUUCUACCUCCCUGCCCCCCUCCCAGGUGCCCUGCCUUAG